Messenger RNA from Sorghum bicolor (sorghum), 2866 nucleotides. RefSeq lists its product as uncharacterized. NCBI's taxonomy places the organism in Eukaryota, Viridiplantae, Streptophyta, Magnoliopsida, Poales, Poaceae. The transcript has 3 exons. The coding region runs from base 268 to 1122 and encodes 284 amino acids. Gene Ontology annotation, biological process: shoot system development; root development. The record is from RefSeq and is a predicted model, not a curated record.
GCGUGAGCGUGAUCGUCCCAGCAGAGCUCCAUCGUUUUCAGCAGCAUGCACACAUGGCCCGCCCGCGCCCGCUAACCUAGACAUGCCAGCCACGCACACCUCUCCACGCCGACACACGAGCGAGCUACCACACCACCGGCUGCUGCUGCUUCACCUGCGCACGCACCACCGUCUCCGCCUCCGCCUCUUUAUAAGCAAGGAGGAACACGCACCGCCGCAGACACACACCAGCAGCGCAGCGAGCUCCAUCGAUCGGCGGAGGCAGGCAUGGCGCCCAGCUUCGCCCGCUCCAUCUCCUUCCCUCUGAGCCCCUCCAGGUCGUCGUCGACCAAGUCCCGCGCGGCGUCCGGUUACCACGCCCGGUCCGUCAGCCUCCCGUGCCGCUCCCACCCGAUCCUCGCGCACCUCCACGCGCACAUCAGCGCCGUGCGCGCGUGGGCGCAGGACCCGGCCGCCACCGGCGCCGCCACGGGCCUCGCGCACGUGGACGCGCUCCACGCCGCGCUCGGCGACCUCCUGGACCUCCCCGAGGCGCAGGCCGCGCUCACCCUCUCCGCCACCGGCGACCGCCUCCUGGACGCCUUCCUCCGGCUCGCCGACGCGCACGGCAGCUUCCAGGAGGCCGUGGUGGAGCUGAAGCGGGACGUGGCCGAGGCGUUGGCCGCCGUGCGCCGCCGCGACGGCGCGCGCCUGGCGUCCGCGCUCAGGUCGCAGCGCAAGGCCGGCAAGGACCUCGCCCGUCUCGCGGCCUCCGCUGCCAGGGACGGCGCGGGCGCCGGCAGCAGCAGGCCCUCACGCCUCGGCCUCGGCAGCACGGCGGAGGUUGAGGUGGCCGGGCUGCUGGCCGAGGCCGCCGCCGCCACGGCCGCUGCGUUGGCCGCGCUGUUCGGCACCGUCGCCGCCAUGUCCGCGUCGGCCUCCGCCGCCGCGUGCUCCUGCAAGAGGACCGCGGCGCUCAUGUGCCGCGCCAAGAAGGUGUCGGAGGAAGAGAUGGAGACGGUGGCGCUCGUGGAGCGGCUGGAGGAGUGCAUCGACGGCCUGGAGGCCGGCAGCGACAAGGUGUUCAGGAGCCUCGUGCAGACCAGGGUUGCGCUGCUCAACAUACACACCCACAUCUUCUAGCAGCACCAGCUUCCAAUCUAAUCAGUUAAUCUCUCCAAUCUAGUAAAUCAUAACACAUGCAUGUGCAUGCUGUUUACUUGUUGAUGAUUAGCAGUCAGAAAUUAAGAUGCAUAAGUGUAACUGUAACUCUGUAAAUACGUGAGGUUUUUGUGCAGUUACGCUUGUGUAUAUAUGUUUCCGCCUGCUGCAUCAUCAUUAUGUGUGAUGUGUCUGCAACACUACAACAUGAAGGCAUUUUGUCAAAGGCAUUUCUUUAAAGUGCCUUAAUUUCUUAUUAUAUAAAGGCAUUUAUUUUAAAAAGCCUCUAAAAAUAUAUUUUUGAAGGUCAAAUUGAAAAACGCCUCAAUUAGUUAUAACAAUUAAAGGCACUUUGGAAAAAAUGCCUCAAUAAGCUACAACUAUUUGAGGCAUUUUUCUAAAAACGCCUUUACUGUCUUACGCGUUAGUUCUGUUUGGAGUGGUACAAACCAUCACGAUCACGGUCACGCGCGGCAGCUAGUCCAUCAGAAAAAAUACUGGAAUAUGAAAAUAUAUGGAUAGCAUAUCACGCUUUGCGAUCAGCGCAGGGCCGCAGUCUAUACAUGUCUUCGUCCACCCGCACCGCCCGCCUACCCCUGAUCCAGUCACCCUCCGUCGCCGCCUACUCCCCGCGCCCAUACCCGCGCCGAUGGCCACCCCUGCUGCCCUAGCUCCACCCCGCACUUGCACACGGAUCACGCUCGCCCCCGCCACCCUGGCUCCGCCCCGCCCUUGCACACGGAUCUGGCUGUGCCCACCCCGCCCUGCUCCAGCUAUUCGUUUAAUUUCACCGCCGAGGAACUGCCGCCCAUGGAGGUGCUCGCCUUCCGGUGGUGGGAGGACGAGCCGAGAGCUCGUGUCCAUGAAGACUUCGGAGGCGGAGGUGGAGCUGGAUGAGGACGACAACGAGGAGCCGCCAUGGCUCCGCCCACCACCGCUGCAAUAGCUCCGCCCCGCCCUUGCAAUCGGACCUGGCCGCCUCCGCCCCCCGCCCUCGAUCCUGACCCCUCUCCGCCGGGUGUUGGUAUUCGUGGAGCGGUGACGACCAAACGUCCACACUGCCAUGUCGCCACGUCGCUCUUGCGGCUCGCCUCGAUCCGCCGCAGCACCAACAGCCUGUGGAAGCCAAACCGCCCGCACCCUCCCUGACUCCGGCUCCAGCUCUGCUUCCCCAUGUCGCUUCAGCUCCCCUCCUGCCCCUGCUCAUGCAUAGGUGCAGAUACCACACAUCAUUUAGGCGACCUCCGUCCAUUGCCGAUCUGCGUUGCUGGGAAUCCAGAAACUGGAAUUCAUAAAUAUCUACAAUAUUGGAUCUACUGGACUUGCCAAAACUUGUAGGUCCUUUUGAAUCAUAGUUUGCAUUGAAUGCUAUUUUUUGUGCCAAGAUAAAUACUCUGAAGGAAGUGCCAUAACUCACUACAGUGAAUCUGAUUCUAUAUCCAGUUAGCAGAUAUUUGGAGAUCAGGAAGGAUGGCAUUGAGGCAAGUGGGGACAGCAGGAAGGAUGGCGAUGAGGCAACAUCUAUUCAGUUAGAUUUAUACUUAUAUAUGGUGGGUGUGUGAGGGCGUGGUGUGAACAUGUCAUACUUUUUAUCCUAGAGGGAGCAGAAAACCUGAGAACCUAACAAUUGUAGUGGGUAUUUGGAGAUGAAAGCUUAUGUCUGUACGAAAGAUUUUAAAGUUUCGAUGCAUCCAAUGUUAAUGUUAAUGUGUGCUCUCAUUGUUAA